UUGGACUGGGGCCUACUGGCUCGAGAAGUUUUGAGGAAUCGGUUUUGCAGGCGAGCAGGCUACUGGUUAGGACUUCUUUCUCUUCCAGUGAUAUUGAAAUACCUUAAGAGAAUCGGAUUAGGCAAAAAAGAUUAUCACUUUUGGAAGCAAGUGGGAAAGGCUUUGCUAUGUACAUACACGUUGUUCGGGAUAGCAUGGCUUUGGAAUGAAACGUCGCCGCUUGGUUGGUGGACCUUAAAGCCAAAGCCCAAAGAAGAAAAGGAACUAGCACACCUUUAUGAACGCAGGAAAUUUCCAUAUCCGGGUGACGAGAAGGCAAUGGAAGAGUUCGUCGCCAAAGGUGGAAUGAUUGGUACUACAAUUGGUCCUAAAGGAAUCGUUGAAUCUGAUAAAGAUUCGUUUAAUUAUCAGAAAGUAUUGCAGGAUAAGAAAUUUGAGCAAGAAGCCUUCAAGCUGUGGAUCAGGAUGAGGAAUGAAGUCAUUUCUGAGCUACAAGAGAAAGGAUAUGAUGCAGAGUGAGUGAAUUUAUUUAAUUCUUGUAUUUUCUUUUGCAAAUUAGUAUGUAAGUAGUAUUGUAUUCUGGAUUCUAGAGUUGAACAUAUUUGCAGUGUGAGGAAUUAUGGAAUAAGGUUUUAACUAUUUUAGCUCAAUCAAGUGUUAUUAUCGGAUAUGGUGGACCAUUGCCAUUUUGUAGUGUUAACAACUUUAAUGUCAUUUGUCAUUUUAACAAAAAA
Molecule: messenger RNA, 734 nt
Organism: Nicotiana attenuata
Lineage: Eukaryota; Viridiplantae; Streptophyta; Magnoliopsida; Solanales; Solanaceae
Exons: 3
Source: RefSeq, a predicted model, not a curated record